UUUAUAGCUGGCCCAAGGGGAGGAACGUACGCCCCGGGGGCGCAGGUCUCUGGAAUUGUCCGCCGCCGCGGUGGCCCCUCCGAGUGGAACAACAACAAUCCGGAGGGAAACGCGGCGCGUGCAGGGUCUGCGGGUGGGAAGUGGCUGCAUCUCUGGGCCGCGGAGGAGCCCAGGCUGCAGGGCGGGUCACGUGCUGCCCGUAUAGGAGGACUCUGUCUGUCCGUCCGUCCGGCUCCCGAGCGCCCUGGUAUCCAAAAACACAACCCCAUCGGCGGCGGGGUCUCACCAAAAGUGCCUUUCCUCCUAGUUAGCAGGGUGCCGGUUUGUGUGUGUCUUUCCUCUGAGUGGUGAUCGUGUUUUAGGUAACCUUUCGUAAGGGCCUUUUCCCCCCCUGACGUUGUUUCAGGACUUUCUCUUAUGCCCUAAAAAGUCCAUUGAAAAGUAAAACCGGGCCAUCCUUGUCCAGUCUCGAUGAUGUGGAAUUUUGUUUUUCUUUCCAUCCGCCUGCUACCUAGUGUGAAGCUGGCUUCUUCACUUUGACCUUUUGUUGGUCUAGUAGUCACAGUGCUUUUUGAAGGCCUUUUCGGUGGGGCCCUGAGGUCCUCCAGAGGUGGUCGCUGGUCGGUAAACUCGCCAGGACUCGCGCCGCGCGGUGGGGCAUGCGUCAGAGCCCACACUUGCACACACGCUGCUGUUUCCUCCGCACAGUUCUGUAGGAAGAGUUGUGCAUGCUGUAACUCUUCUACCCUUUUGCUCUUAUCGGAAGCAUUAGCACAAAAUUUACUCCUGAAGAUCCACAGAAUAGAGGAUGUUGCCACGAAGCCUGCCUCUGUCUUUCACACUCAGCCUGCACAGCCAUUGCCAAGCUGAGACCGAUGCCUGUAGACUGUGCUGACAAACUCUGAAGAGCCUGUUAACACAGGAUGACCUAGGAGUGCCUUUCCGUCUCUAACAAGAAACUGUUCCUUAGUGACAGUGUCAGUCUUGGUUCUGAAUGCUGCAGAUCACAGCAGGCGGGAUUUCUCCUUUCUGUAUUUCUGAAACAUUCACUUGACCUUCCAUCAGUAAGACUGACUUUUCUAAUUUGCUCCAGGAGAUAUUAAUGGAAUACAGUCAUGUCCACUCAAGACGAGAGGCAGAUCAAUACUGAGUAUGCAGUGUCCUUGUUGGAACAGUUAAAACUGUUUUAUGAACAGCAGUUGUUUACUGACAUAGUGUUAAUUGUUGAGGGCACUGAGUUCCCUUGUCAUAAGAUGGUUCUUGCCACAUGUAGCUCUUACUUCAGGGCCAUGUUCAUGAGUGGGCUCAGUGAAAGCAAACAGACACAUGUGCACCUGAGGAAUGUGGACGCAGCCACCUUACAGAUAAUAAUUACUUACGCGUACACGGGUAAUUUGACAAUAAAUGACAGCACUGUAGAACAGCUUUAUGAAACAGCUUGCUUCCUGCAGGUAGAAGAUGUGUUGCAACGUUGUCGGGAAUAUUUAAUUAAAAAAAUAAAUGCAGAGAAUUGUGUGCGAUUGUUGAGCUUUGCUGAUCUGUUCAGUUGUGAGGAAUUGAAACAAAGUGCUAAAAGAAUGGUGGAGCACAAGUUCACUGUUGUGUGUCACCAGGAAGCAUUCAUGCAGCUGUCCCAUGACCUCCUGAUAGACAUUCUCAGUAGUGACAACUUAAAUGUAGAAAAGGAGGAGACAGUUCGCGAAGCUGCUAUGCUGUGGCUAGAGUACAACACAGAAGCACGAUCCCAGUAUUUGUCUUCAGUUCUCAGCCAAAUCAGAAUCGAUGCACUUUCAGAAGUAACACAGCGAGCUUGGUUUCAAGGUCUGCCACCCAAUGAUAAGUCUGUAGUGGUUCAAGGUCUGUAUAAAUCCAUGCCCAAGUUUUUCAAACCAAGACUUGGGAUGACUAAAGAGGAGAUGAUGAUUUUCAUUGAAGCCUCUUCAGAAAAUUCUUGUAGUCUUUACUCUUCUGUCUGUUACAGUCCCCAAGCAGAAAAAGUUUACAAGCUCUGCAGCCCACCAGCUGAUUUGCAUAAAGUUGGGACCGUUGUAACUCCUGAUAAUGACAUCUAUAUAGCAGGUGGUCAGAUUCCUUUGAAAAACACAAAAACAAAUCAUAGUAAGACAAGCAAACUUCAGACUGCCUUCAGAACUGUGAAUUGCUUUUAUUGGUUUGAUGCACAGCAAAAUACCUGGUUUCCAAAGACGCCGAUGCUUUUUGUCCGAGUAAAGCCAUCGUUGGUUUGCUGUGAAGGCUAUAUUUAUGCAAUUGGAGGAGAUAGUGUAGGUGGAGAACUUAAUCGGAGGACCGUAGAAAGAUAUGACACUGAGAAGGAUGAGUGGACAAUGGUGAGCCCUUUGCCUUGUGCUUGGCAGUGGAGCGCAGCAGUUGUGGUUCAUGACUGUAUCUACGUGAUGACGCUGAACCUCAUGUACUGUUACUUUCCAAGGUCUGACUCGUGGGUAGAAAUGGCCAUGAGACAGACUAGCAGGUCUUUUGCUUCUGCUGCAGCUUUUGGUGAUAAAAUUUUCUAUAUUGGAGGGUUACACAUUGCUACCAAUUCUGGUUUAAGAUUCCCUUCCAGCACUGUAGAUGGGUCUUCAGUAACUGUGGAAAUUUAUGAUGUGAAUAAAAAUGAAUGGAAAAUGGCAGCCAACAUCCCUGCUAAGAGGUACUCAGAUCCCUGCGUUCGAGCUGUUGUGAUCUCAAAUUCUCUGUGUGUGUUUAUGCGAGAAACUCACUUAAAUGAAAGAGCUAAAUAUGUCACUUACCAGUAUGAUCUGGAACUCGACCGGUGGUCUCUGCGGCAGCAUAUAUCUGAACGUGUACUGUGGGACCUAGGGAGAGAAUUCCGAUGCACUGUGGGGAAACUUUAUCCAUCCUGCCUGGAAGAAUCUCCGUGGAAACCACCAACCUAUCUUUUUCUACCGGAUGGGACAGAGGAGUUUGAACUGGAUUGAGUAAUGGUUGCACUACCACCUGUAUAGUGGGGAGUUCAGGAGGUGCACGCCUGAUUUAUGUGCUUUGUCAUUUUCUUUGCUAAAUAAGAGAGGCUAUGAAAGGACUAAUAUGAGUACAUAAAAAUCUAUCUUUGAUAAAUUUUAUUUUUAUGCCCUACUUAAUAUUUGCAUCAGUAUAAUAUAUAUCAGUGAGUCUUGCAGAAAGAUAUGCUUCCAUAAUAUGAAAUAGAUUAUCCAAUAAUUGUAAUAAUUUUAUGUGUAUCAUGAGAGCAUAGAAUCUGGAUUAUCUAACAUUGUUAGCCCUGUGUAUGUACAGUUCAAAAAGUUCACUUAUUAAACUAGUUUCCUGUUCCUAGUGUGGUAUAUCACAAAUUGUGCUGAGGUUAUUUUAGCAUAUGUAUUUCGCUCCUGUGCUUCUGUUCUGAAGUCCUGGAAUACAGUUUUUCGGUGUAAUUAGUUCAGCUGCACUUAACACUAACGUCCGUGUUGGAAUAGAAGUGUCUCGAUCCCGUACUAUAGUUGAGGAAGAUCUUCCAUUUUAUGGUAUUACACAGGGAGAGCUAGGACUGCAGGACCAGUCUAACUAUACUAUUAGGUGCAUGUACUCUCUUUCUCUUUCCACUAACUUAUACUUGUCUCUAGAAUACAGGUCUUCCAAUCAGCUGGUCAUUUCCCAGGUAUAGACUUAAGUUGCCGGGCUUGCAAUGAAAUUUGCUAGUCCCUCAUUGUGCGGGUCUGGGUGGAGCAUUCAUCAGUAAAUGCCUCCACUUUCUGUAUUACAUUAACAUUGGCUCAUGCGUAUAACUACCUGCUGCUGUUGUAUUUCUCCAUCUUAAAGAUUUAGAGUGGGUCAACCAGGUCAUUACAUCUUAAUUUAAUAACAAGCAUUACUGUAGAGUGAUUGUGUAGAUACCCGUUAGCCGUCAGGGUGUGUGUUUUUAACCUGUUGUGUGUGGGUAGGAUUAGAAGGGUGAACUGUUCAGGAAUUCUCUGCACUGGCUGUGCGGACGAGCAGGUAACGAGUGCUGCUCUGGCAUUCAUCCAGGAACCACUAGCAGUAGCGGCGCUGCCCAUCUAACAUGAGCACAGGUGCUUCACGACAAACAUUACUAGCAUGUUCAACUGCAUAAUGUUCUGGCACUGUAUUUCGAAUGACAUUAAUUUAUUAAAUAAGUUGUAUAUAUUCAA
Myotis daubentonii (Daubenton's bat) is the source of this 4148-nucleotide messenger RNA. It is a transcript of the gene KBTBD2, whose product is annotated as kelch repeat and BTB domain containing 2. Gene Ontology annotation, molecular function: protein binding. The record is from RefSeq and is a predicted model, not a curated record. Bases 1116 to 2960 code for a protein of 614 amino acids. NCBI's taxonomy places the organism in Eukaryota, Metazoa, Chordata, Mammalia, Chiroptera, Vespertilionidae. The transcript has 4 exons.